GGUUGUCUCGAGGUUCUGUCACUGUCGCGCGCUCUCCAGCGCAAAGGAUAGAGAGACAGAGAGUGAUUACGCGCACACCGGCUUAGCGAUCACUUUGGGAGCAAGACAUAGCUUCAAUAUUUAUUUACACGUUUAUGAAGUUUACAAAAGGACAUACGUCUGUACGAGUAGGCUAUCUUAAUUGUCCUCGGGACAGAACACUCCAGAACAUCGCUCAAUAAAGUUCGAUGCCUCUUCUCCAGUAAGCAGGAUGAAGACGGCGGAGAUCUGUGUGGUCCUGUUUGUCUUGGGCUGUGUGUGUGAACUGUCAUUGUCUUUGGACCCCCGAGAUCCAAAUGUUUGCAGCUUAUGGGAAAGUUUCACCACUUCAGUGAAGGAAUCAUAUGCUCAACCUUUCGACCAAGUGAAGUAUGAAGAGACCUGCUUUGAACCCUGGAGUGCUAACAAAUGCACCCGGCACAGGAUCACCUAUAAAACACUUUAUAGGCAGGUGGUGAAAAUGGACUAUCGUAGGAGGUAUCAGUGCUGUCGUGGCUUUUAUGAGAGCAGAAAUAAAUGUGUUCCACGUUGCACUAAGGAGUGUGUCCAUGGCCGCUGUGUAGCACCUGAUCGCUGCCAAUGUGAGAGCGGCUGGCGUGGAGAAGACUGUUCCAGCUCAUGUAAUGCCCAGCAUUGGGGUCCAGGCUGCAGGCAGCGCUGUGAGUGCCAGAACGGGGGAGAGUGUGACGUUAUUAAAGGAAGAUGCCAGUGCCCAGCCGGAUACACUGGUGAACACUGCCAGGACCCCUGUCCUGCAAAGUCAUUCGGUCAGGGCUGUCUGCAGCAGUGCCUGUGUGGAACAGGAGGAUCCUGCAAUAAAACCACUGGAGAAUGUGUGUGCAGAGAUGGAUUUACUGGAACUCUGUGCGAGGAGCCGUGCAUGAGGCCGAGCCGAUGUCCUGUACGCUGCCCGUGUCAGAAUGGAGGCAUCUGCCAGGGGAGAGGGGUGUGUUUGUGCCCACCUGGCUGGAUGGGUGCAGUGUGUACUGAGAGGUGUCCACUGCGCCGUUUUGGUCCAAACUGUGCUAAAGAAUGUUUGUGUCAUAAUGGAGGCCACUGUGAUCCAGAAAAGGGCCAAUGUCAGUGUGAUGCAGGCUACACUGGAGACAGGUGUAACGAGGAGUGUCCAGUGGGCACAUACGGUGUGGACUGUAAGGGUGUGUGUGACUGUGCUAACGGAGCACGGUGUUAUAACAUCCACGGUGGGUGUCUGUGUGAGCCGGGGUUUAAAGGUCCACGCUGUGAUCACAGGAUGUGUACUGAUGGGACCUACGGCAUGCACUGCGAACACCACUGCCUCUGCAACUCACAAAACACUCUCAGCUGUCAUCCUCUGAAGGGGGAGUGUACCUGUCAGCCUGGGUGGGCGGGGCUAUACUGUAAUGAAACCUGUGCUCAUGGUUACUAUGGCAAUGGUUGCUUGGAGCCCUGCCUUUGUGUGAAUGGAGGGGUGUGUGACACGGUGACGGGAGAGUGCCACUGUGCGCCCGGAUACAUGGGACUACACUGCCAGAAGCUUUGUGAGGAUGGUUUCUAUGGGAAGGGCUGCUUGUCUCCCUGUACCUGUGUAAACUCUAUAGCCUGCUCUCCCAUCGAUGGAACAUGUUUCUGUAAAGAAGGAUGGAGAGGACUUGACUGUUCUAUUGCAUGUUCAGAGGACACGUGGGGUUCUGGCUGCAACUUCACAUGCCAGUGUGCAAAUGGAGCAUCCUGCCACCCUGCCGAUGGUUCUUGCAAGUGCACCACAGGGUGGAGAGGAGCUUCCUGUGACGAGCCCUGUCCAAUCGGGACGUUCGGUUUAGGCUGUCAACACAAAUGUGACUGUCUGCAUGAUGAAGGAUGUGAGAGUGUUACAGGCCAGUGUCUGUGUUUACCAGGCUGGACAGGUCUACGCUGUACACAGCAGUGUCCAGAGGGAACGUGGGGCCUUCAGUGCAACCAGACCUGCUCCUGCCUCAACAGUGCCACCUGUCAGGCACAUACGGGAACCUGCCUGUGCAAACCCGGAUUCUGGGGAGAUCAGUGUCAACACAGUGAGUAUAUAUGUACCUGUGCAUCCAUCGGCAUCUUUGAGAGCUCAGGUCACAUUAAAGCUGGUUUAGACAGUGCUCUCUUUUUUUUCUUUGUAGUGUGCAGUGCUGGAAUGUUUGGAGAGAGGUGCAGCCGUCAAUGUCCACCAUGUGUAUAUGCCUCCUCCUGUCAUCACAUAACAGGCGAUUGUUUGUGUCUGCCUGGAUAUACUGGACACCUGUGUGAACAAGCCUGCCCCAUCGGUCGGUAUGGACGCCAUUGUAGCAAUGUGUGCAGGUGCACCAACAAUGCUACAUGUCAUCACCAGGAUGGUUUGUGCCUCUGUCCCGCCGGAUGGACUGGACCGGACUGCUCUUUAUUGUGUCAGACUGGGACGUUCGGCACUAACUGUGCUCAGACUUGCUCAUGUCCCCCCAACCAUUCCUGCGGUCCUCACACUGGAGACUGUGUGUGUGUACCUGGACCAGGCGAGGACUGCAAACCAGAGAAAGAACGGAGUAUGAUGGUGCCCGUGUCUCCGGUGGAGAAGGACUCGUUGGGUGCGAUCGCAGGAAUUGUGGUGCUGGUGAUUCUGGUUGUGCUCCUGUUGGCUGUUCUGUUGUUGUAUCGGCGCAGACAACAGGACAAACAGAGCAACACUCCCGUUGUGUCUUUCUCUUCAACCCGCACUGUCAGUUCAGAGUAUGCUGUGCCAGAUGUUCCGCACAGCUACCAUCACUAUUACUCAAACCCGAGUUACCACACGCUGUCUCAGAACAGACCUCCACUGCCACACCUGCCCAACAACCAGGACCAAGCCAUCAAGAACACCAACAAUCACCUGUUCUGCAGUCUGAAGAACAUGGAGAGGGAGAGGAGAGGUCUGUUUGUGGCUGAGACUAAUGCAACUCUUCCUCCAGGCUGGAAACACCAGGAGCCACCUAAAGAUCCAUGGGCUUUUGGCAUUUAUCGAAGUUACAGCUAUAGUGCUACUCUCGGGAAGCACUACAACAAAGAGUUGAAAGAUUCAUGUGUGGCAGUGAGCAGCAGCUCUCUGAACAGUGAGAACCCAUAUGCCACCAUCAAAGAUCUGCCUGGCCUGCCACCUUGUCCUCCGGAGAGCAGCUACAUGGAGAUGAAGUCUGCAGUGCCUCGUGAAAGAUCCUACACUGAAAUCAGCCCACCAGUCAUGACUCCUUCCACUCUGUCAUGCAGAGAACAUUUCAGAAGUUCCCUUGGCAACGUUGUGGAACAGGAACCUCAGAAUCAUUAUGAUCUGCCCAUCAACAGUCACAUUCCUGGGCAUUAUGAUAUGCCUCCAGUGCGGAGACCACCCUCUCCAUCGCCACGAAGACUGCCCCACUGAUCUCCUUAAAGACUUUGGUUCUACUGUAAAAUCA
This is a messenger RNA of Sinocyclocheilus anshuiensis, 3449 nucleotides long. Its product is annotated as platelet endothelial aggregation receptor 1-like. Gene Ontology annotation, molecular function: scavenger receptor activity; protein binding. Lineage: Eukaryota; Metazoa; Chordata; Actinopteri; Cypriniformes; Cyprinidae. The record is from RefSeq and is a predicted model, not a curated record. Gene Ontology annotation, cellular component: membrane. Bases 251 to 3415 code for a protein of 1054 amino acids. The transcript has 23 exons.